This is a messenger RNA of Pollicipes pollicipes, 2567 nucleotides long. Its product is annotated as serine proteinase stubble. Lineage: Eukaryota; Metazoa; Arthropoda; Thecostraca; Pollicipedomorpha; Pollicipedidae. The record is from RefSeq and is a predicted model, not a curated record. The transcript is spliced from 9 exons. Gene Ontology annotation, molecular function: serine-type endopeptidase activity. Gene Ontology annotation, biological process: proteolysis. Bases 1 to 2193 code for a protein of 730 amino acids.
AUGGCUCCGGUGGCGCCGAGUCAGCAGAUCCUGGGCGAGCUACAGUACCUGUUCCGGCAGGCGGCUGCCGGACUGUUCGUGAUCCAGGGUGUGCAGACCUGCGGCGCCGGUGCCGGCUACUGCGUGCUCGGCUACAACUGCUCUUCCGACAACGACUUCGAGGACGAUGCGAGCGGCCACUGCCACGGCUUGCGCACCGCCUUCACUCCCGCCGGCGCACGGCGACGCCGCGGCCCCACGCCCACCACGACAGAGGGCACCACCUUCGAUGACGGUCUGGUCGACUCGAUCGUCAACUUCGGCGACGAGAUGCCGGAGGAGCCGCAUGGCGAGAACAGCCAGAUCGUCGACAUCGUAGCCAUCAUCACGGACAGCACGGGCAUUGUGGACAUCGUGACGCGGCCUUACACGGGUCCCUGGCCGCCGAGCGAGGAGCAGGGUGGUGGCGCCGUUACGCUUCCGUUCGCUAAGCCGGGCGAGACGUUCGAGCCCGGCUCUAUGGUCGGCCUCGGCCAGAACAACGUGAACCUGGGCACGACGUCGCUGCCGCCGGCGCCAGACGCAUUCCAAGCGGGUGACCUGCCGCCGCCGGAGGAGGAGGCCUCGCUGCCGGCCGGCGCAGACGUGCUGCUCACCACGGCCGCCACCACGCCGGCCAGCGUGGCGACGAGCACGCCGCCAGGUGAGCCGAGUACGGCCGCGGCCGAGCCGCCGCCGCAGCAGCUGGGUCCGCUGGCCAACGUGCCCGUCAUGGACCAGAACCUGGACUACAUCGGCGACGUCGACUACGACCAGCACCUGCUGCCGGCGCUGAUGCCAAUCCGGCCCGGCACCAAAGCCGGCGGCGUGGAGGCGACGCUGGAGGGCAGCGGCGACGCGCCCGCGCCCGGCGACGACCUGCUGCCGCUGGCGGCUGACGUCGCCAUCGAGGGCUCCGGCUCCGGGGCAGAGGCGGAGGCGGAGGCGGAAGCGAUGCACGAGCAGGCGCCCGAGGAGUCGACCCCGGCACCGCAGAUUCCGGCGGAUGCAGUCACGGCAGAGCGCCCCGCAGGCGCCGUGACAGCCACGCCAGAGGAGGACGCCGCGCAGACCGGCGGUGCCUCGGGCUCCGGCGCUUCUGCGGAACGGCCCCCAUCGACACAGCCCGCCGCGGAACUGGAGGAGUUCAAAGCCGGGAGUGCCCAGGAGGCAGAGCUGAAGGCGCCGCCGCAGAACGCGCACGGCUCUGUGGCGCUGAGCGCGGCCAUGGGCAGCCUCUCCACGUCCGUCCGCCCGCCAGUCUGCGGCAUGAUGGGCUCGUCACUCGCCAGUCUGCUGGCGCGCAGUCGAUACCGCCACCGCGGCGCCGACAGCGGCGCACCGCGGCUCGGCGGCGAGGUGACCAGCACGGUGGUCUGGUGCUGGAUGGCGGCCGUCCUGCGGCGCACGCACGACCCCGACCAGCCGUACCGCUUCGUGUGCGCCGGCUCGCUGGUGGAGCGCGACCUGGUACUAACCACGGCCAGCUGCGCCUCCAGGCUGUUCAAGGAACCACUGCGGGACUUUGUGGUCCUGCUGGGCGCCUCCAAUCUCCGUGUGAGCCUCGAGUUUGGCGUACAACACAUGGAGCUGCAGGAGAUCAUCAUUCACGAGGAUUAUCAGAUAGAUAGUGAUGUUCACUCCAACGACAUUGGCCUGCUGAAGCUGUCGCGGCCGGCGACCCUGGAUCGGACCGUGUGCCUGCUCUGCCUGCCGCCCGAGGGCAUGGAGCUGACGGCUCGCCAGAGCUGCUCGGUCACUGGCUACGGCCUGGCCGAGGCCCAGGAGGUGACGGCGGACGCCGAGCAAGACUCGCCUCUAGAGACGCCCGGGGUGCUGCGACAGACCUCGAUGCCGGUGCUGCCACGCGCCGAGUGUGGCGCCGUGCAGCGACUGGCGCUGCGCCGACCGGCGCUGGACGACCGCGACUUCCUCUGCGCCGGCGGCCAGCGCUCGGCCGACGCCUGCUACAUCGCACGUGACGGCGGUAGUCCACUGGCCUGCAUGGCCGCCUCCGGUCGUUACUACCUGUACGGCGUCGUCUCAUGGGCCGCCGACUGCGACGACGACGCCGAGCCGCAGAUGUACACCAGCGUUGCCAACUACUUCACCUGGAUCCGACGCAACUACGAGCGCAUGACGAUGAAGUUCAGCCUGCGCUCGGACGCCAGAUGAAGCGGCACGUACCGGCGCCGAUGCUCGAGGGUGGCCGCGCUGUUCGGGUCCAUGGGCACAGGUGGGGUGGAGCUGGCCCGCGGGCGGGGACGGGGACAGUGAGGCGCACGCUUCCCUCCCGCUGCACAGCCGGGCCGAGCAAUAGACCGAUCCGAAAAGGCUGAGAACGUCGUCCGUGAGCGCGCGUGGCCGUGAGGGUUCGACCCGACACCGAGAGCGCCUCGCCGGGCUUCCUCCCGCGCUGCAGUGAUCGUCGUCCGGGGCCGGAAGGCGCGGCCAAUCACAGCUCACAGCAGCGGCGACCGGUACACGGGGUGACCAGUCUGCCCGCGGCUCGCACUCCAGCGCUAGAGCAUGCAGCGGCUCUGGCAGCC